UUGAAAAUAGCCGUUGUUCGGGGGCAUGCGCGCGCGAUGUUUCUCUCUAUGUUUUUUCUUAUUUAAAUUCACGGGGCAAAAGUCUCACUUAUCCGAUAAAUUAGCAAAAAAUAAAUAAAUAACAGGUUUAACUGGUCUCUCUUGAGCCCGGUUACAGUUGGGAAACGUAGGUGUCCUGGUCCGGAGAAAUGGCGCAACGUGUUCCUGUGAAUGAAGCAGCUGCGCCGAAACGGACCGCCAGGGUUCGAGUAGCGGUGCGACUGCGACCAUACAUGGACAAACAAGACGAGAAAAGCGAAGGGCCCUGUGUCCGAGGACUGGGACCUCAAACCCUGGAGAUAGUCAACUGGAGGAACGCCACUGAGACUCUGCAAUACCAGUUUGACGUGUUCCAUGGCGAGCAGACAAAUCAACAGGAAGUGUUCUUGUCGUCGGUGAAGCCUAUUAUUCCUCACAUCCUUAACGGCCAGAACGCAAGUGUCUUUGCUUACGGACCCACUGGAGCAGGAAAAACCCACACGAUGCUGGGCAGUCAGGAGCAGCCAGGUGUGAUUCCCAGAGCUGUUCGUGAGGUUUUUCAGCUGGUUCGCAAUCAAGUGAAAGACCAGGACGAAUGGGAGUUCUCUGUAGGCAUGUCAUAUCUAGAAAUCUACAAUGAAAAGGUUUUGGACCUUUUGUCCCCUAACUCCCAGGAUCUGCCAAUCCGCGAAGACAAGGAUAAAAACAUCAUUAUACCAGGCUUGACUCAUACCCCACUCUCGUCUUUCUCUGAUUUUCACACCCACUUUGUGCCAGCUAGUCUGAACCGCACCACAGCGUCCACCAAACUAAAUCAGCGCUCCAGCCGCAGUCAUGCAAUCCUCCUCAUUAAGGUGGUGAAAUGUCAGCGUGUUCCUCCUCACAGACAGCAGACAGGAAAGCUAUAUCUUGUGGACCUCGCUGGUUCUGAGGACAACCGGCGCACAGGAAACCAGGGCAUCCGUUUGAAAGAAAGCGGUGCCAUAAACUUGUCUCUGUUCACCCUCAGCAAGGUUGUGGACUCUCUAAACACAGGGACCGGGGGGCGUGUGCCCUACAGAGAUAGCAAGCUCACCCGUCUUUUACAGGACUCGCUAGGCGGUUCAGCUCAUUCCGUCAUGAUCACGAACAUUGCCCCGGAAUAUAAGUACUAUUUUGAUACAUUCACCGCGCUCAACUUUGCUGCCAAGUCCAAGCAAAUAAUAAACAAGCCAUUUGUUAGAGAAACGGUGAUGGCCCACUCAAACGCUGCAGGGAAGAGGUCCAGAGAGGAACAAGAGGCUGGGGGAUCCGGAGAACCACAGAAUAAGAAGCUAAAGGAAGGCAAGAAUGUGGAGCAGCCAUCACCCCCACUCACACACCCCCAUAGCCCAGUUGAUUCUACAGUCUUGGAUAGACUAAUGGCUCUGGAGAAAAUGAUGUUGGGAACCCCAGAGAGAGAGAGACUCAAGUUACUCAAAACAGUUGCCCAGUCCCGCAAAGAGAUACAGAGGUUGAAGGAAAAGCAAAAGGAGCUAGAAGAGAAAGCAGAGAUGUUAAACAAACUAACUGGAGGCCAGAAUGGACUAAAGGAUGAAAUAGAGGACACCGCAAGUAGCAUAUCUCUCUUUAAAACAAAUCUGCCUCCCCUCCAGCGCAAACAGUCGGUUACAGCAAAACCUAGAAAACAACAGGCAAUUGUCACCCCAUUGCAAGUGUCCCAGGUGCUGCCCUUGCAGGAUUGUGCUGUGGUCUGCAAGCCUUCACAUAGUGCUGACAAGAAGAAAAAGCGCGUCAAAACAGAGAUCUCAGAAGGUAAGGAGAACAGCAAACUGGAAUCAGUCUGUGAGGAAGACUGGGAGUCAAGGUUGGACUCAUCAGUAUUGGACUUGUCCAAGAAAAAGAUUCUCCAGACACUUAACUCGGACUCGCUCAAAGACCUGAAGAGCCUGCAACUCAUUGGUGACAAAAAGGCCAAACUUAUUAUGGGCUGGAGGAAAAUUAACGGAGAUUUCGCACAGGUGGAAGAUUUAAAGAAAAUUGAAGGCAUUACAGAUAAACGUUUUUCAUCUUUUAUUAAGGCCAACAUUCUAAGUGCAAUGGGCAAGUGAUCGUGUAUGAGAAUUAUGACUUUUUGUACAUAUUAUUUUUUUUUUUUU
Molecule: messenger RNA, 2156 nt
Organism: Clarias gariepinus (North African catfish)
Lineage: Eukaryota; Metazoa; Chordata; Actinopteri; Siluriformes; Clariidae
Gene: kif22
Product: kinesin family member 22
Exons: 13
Coding region: 189-2108 (639 amino acids)
Biological process (GO): mitotic spindle organization; microtubule-based movement
Molecular function (GO): ATP binding; microtubule binding; microtubule motor activity
Source: RefSeq, a predicted model, not a curated record